UGCAAGUGUGUGCUGCUAUGUGCUUUAUUUGUCGUACUGUCAAUGAUGUCUAAUGUUUAUUUUUGUGUAUUAAUACAGUUUUAUAUUGAUUAUCUUCCAAUAUUUAACGCAAAUAACAGUUCUAAUCAUAAUAUGGUCCAAAAAUCUCCUUCGGCCAUUAGUAAAAGAUAUCAUCAAGGGUGCCUGCCUAACUUGCUUGGAAGUAGUGUAAAAUAGACUGCAGUUUUGCGUCUUAUCCUCCACCCCAUAUUAACUGAUGCUUUAAAGGAUCACUUCCUGGAAGGAGAGGGAUCGCGUUGCGAACAUAAGUCGCGCCAUCGCCCAAGCUGAUUCAGAUGUUUGACGACGCGAGAGUUAUGUAAUCAACUCGCAGGCUAUUUACGAAGCGGCCCAUUAUCAUCACUCGUAAGCGACGAUUUAAACUUGCAACAAGUGCGUAUAAAGUUAUUGUUUAUAGUUAAGUAAAUAAAUCGAAAAAAUGUUGUGGAAUGUGUACUGGGAGUUGGGCCCGGAAGACACGACGAUGGAGCCCCGCAGCGCGAAGCCUUGCGCAGUGGUGAGGCCGAGCUGCUUUAAUAUACCCCAAGGCUCGUGGUUUAAUGAGGUGGAAGAUCCGGCACCUGUGUCUUGUAUGGUCCCGGCCACCUUUACAGGCCCUAGGACCUUUAAAGUCUCGAGAACCGAAGGAGGCGUAGUGUCUAUUGUAGAGACAAGGCACCUUCGAUUCACAUUUUCAUACAACGCGCGCGGAGGAAGUAAAAUACACAUACGCAGGAUAAUUAACGAGUACACAGUUCGUGAACAGGUACUGUCUCCAUACACCGAUAUUAUGUCUAUCAUGAAACGAAAAUUGAAAAUUAGAGGUUCUGCUAAACUAUUUCAAAAACGACUUAACGAUAUGGGUUACUUUUGGUAUAUGACAAAUAGAACACCAGCGACAACCAUUCUUUUGGAGUGCACAGGGUUGAGACGUUGCCGCCAGACAUAUAUUCAAGCAAUAAAAAAAUACCGCGCAAAAGGUCGGCCCAUUAUUUAUUUGAGCAAAUAUUUUGACUAUAAGUCACAACGAGGCCGUGUUCGUUGUAACACGUUUACUCUGACCGCCCACUCUGCUACUGGGCCUGCACCGCAUUCUAUUGAUAUGUACGAAAUUGAAAACAAUGAAAACGCGGAAGAAGAAAAAUUUAUGAUAUGUAAAAAAUGGAUUCGCCAGAAGGUAAUUCCGAACAUUCCGCCGAAUGCAGUGAUCGUAUUGGUAAACUUACCAUCCCAGAAUAGACCGUUAUAUCCUGACCUAAAGGACAGUGCAUCUAAACUGCAAAUGCAAUCCUGGCUUCUAUUGAAUAGAAAACCGAUAAAAUUGUAUUGGUACAAAUCCCAACUGCCCGAGAUAAUCAGGGUGUCCUCGAUAUAUGCUAUCGACGAUCUGUUCAAGAGCCGUACGGGGAGAGAUCACCCUGUGCUGCGUUUUCCGCCGCAACAUUACGACUUGGAUAUAACGCACCUCUUUUGGUGUGAUGUUUUUUUCAAUCUCAAUCCGAGACCUCUCUCUAUUAGAAGGCAAUUGCGAAAUGCAAUUGAGAGACACCUCGUUAAAAUGACUGUGAGCAAAUUGAAUUUAUUGCAGAGUCAGUUAGCUGGUACAGAAAACGAAUAUCAGAACAGAGAUAGCGCUAUCGACAGGAUGACGGAUAAUUACCAGCUGUCCUGCGAUUUGGGUUGUUAUUCGCUGAACUUGAAUCUACUUAACCUGGAUACACGCUAUCUGUCCGUUUUGCCCGCAUUAAGAGAUAGGUUAAUCGGACACAAUUAAUAUGCAUCAAUCUUUGGAUUCUAAAAAAAUAUCGAUAACUUCAAUGACGAUUUUAUUAUAAUCAUUACAUUU
This is a messenger RNA of Papilio xuthus (Asian swallowtail), 1885 nucleotides long. RefSeq lists its product as uncharacterized. The transcript is spliced from 2 exons. The record is from RefSeq and is a predicted model, not a curated record. Bases 479 to 1813 code for a protein of 444 amino acids. NCBI's taxonomy places the organism in Eukaryota, Metazoa, Arthropoda, Insecta, Lepidoptera, Papilionidae.